AAGAGACCCCAGCCUGUUGUAGCAGCGCAGCUAGCAACCUCCAUGUGUGCUCUGUCACAAGGGUGAACAUUGCACGGACAGAAAAGACUCAGACUCUGGCACAUUUUGCCUCCUCCUGAAGACCACGGUAGACUGCGUAUAACUGACUGGCGGGGACCGACACGGACAUGGCGACAUCCAGCUCCUGUGUUGUGAUCAGUGACGAGGAGCAGGGGUAUGACCUGGACCUUUUUUGCAUACCAAAGCACUACGCCUCCGACCUGGAGAGGGUCUACAUCCCACAUGGACUCAUCCUGGACAGGACAGAGAGGCUGGCUAGAGAGAUCAUGAAGGAAAUGGGGGGCCACCACAUCGUGGCCCUCUGUGUGCUCAAAGGGGGUUACAAGUUCUUUGCAGACCUGCUGGACUACAUCAAGGCCCUGAACAGGAACAGUGACCGCUCCAUCCCAAUGACAGUGGACUUCAUUCGCCUCAAGAGCUACUGUAAUGACCAGUCGACGGGUGAAAUCAAAGUAAUCGGUGGAGAUGAUCUGUCUACACUGACCGGCAAGAACGUCUUGAUCGUGGAGGACAUUAUCGACACAGGGAAGACAAUGAAGACAUUAUUGCAACUCCUCAAGCAGUACAAUCCCAAAAUGGUUAAAGUAGCAAGUUUGUUGGUGAAGAGAACACCAAGAAGUGUUGGCUAUCGACCAGACUUCGUAGGAUUCGAGGUGCCUGACAAAUUUGUGGUGGGAUACGCACUAGACUACAACGAGUACUUUAGAGAUCUAAAUCAUAUCUGCGUCAUUAGUGAAACCGGGAAGGAGAAGUACAAGGCAUGAAGAGUAUCGAUUUUUACUGUAUGGUUUAACUUUUCACUUUGCUGUCCAUUUUUAUAUAUUUUACUUCUUCAUAUUUGUGUGAUGAUAAUACUCAGCCUGCUCAGGGUCCCUGAAGACACACUGCUGGAGUGAUAAUCCUGACAGUUCCAUUGCCUGUUUCUAGCCACCACACACAAACACACACACACGACUGAGCUUUUACAGAAGAUUGAUUGCCUAAAGCUGAGGACACACUACAAGAUUUUUUGCCAGAUUUUACCCAUGAUUCCUAGUUGGGCAAAGUCUGCACCAGUCUGCACUAGUUUGGGACAGUUGGCAUGGCUCGUUGGAACAAAAAUCUGCUAAAACUACAAAAUGUCUGUUGAAACCAUCAUGUAGUGUGUUCUCCAAAGCAUUUCAAAAGACUGUGAUGUUGUGUAGUGUGUCCCCACUUUUAGAUAGAACCAUAUCUGGGUAAAACAGCAUGGAGCCCGCCUUCCCCUGAACUUAGUAGUCUAUAAUUAUUAUCUGCCCCAUACUGAUUACUUAUUUUUUUAAGCAAUGGAGUAAUUUAUUCAGAGCACUGCUGCUAGCUUUAAGUACAAUAUCAAAACGGUUGUGCCACAGCAGAUUUUGACAUUGAUUUUUAAUAUUUCUUUUUAUUGUAAUUAUUUUGCAUUGAGCUAUUAAUAGCUGUUUUAUGGGCACCCUUAAAGAGGAUUUUACAACUUCUUGUAAAAUGUAUAUUUUGGGACAAAACACGUGUGUUACUGUGGUGUGAAUAAGAUUUUCCUCAGAUUGUGUAGAAAUGUAACACAAAUAUUGGCUGCUGACCCUAAUUGAACACAUAGAAACCUCGUUUUUAUGAUUGUUGAUGAAAUCAUUGUCUUUUACGUUACACAGAAAUUUGAUGCAUAUAUGCUUUGUUCAGACUGGGAGCUUUCUUGCUGGAAAAUGUAUAGAUGUGUAAAUGAUCACUUGAUACUUUACCUGAAGAUAAAAGGUAUUCUGUUUUUUAGCAUGUACCGGUAAUCUGUAUGUCACUGAAUCAGACAUAAUUUAGCAACCUUUUUUAUUUUAUUUGCAUUCCUACUAUGUAAAAUGCUCUUAUUCAAUCGUGCCAUCACUGUAAACCAGGAUCAACUGAAUUUUGCAAUACCAGCCAUUAAAUGUUCACACCCCU
This is a messenger RNA of Centropristis striata (black sea bass), 1986 nucleotides long. It is a transcript of the gene hprt1, whose product is annotated as hypoxanthine phosphoribosyltransferase 1. Bases 168 to 824 code for a protein of 218 amino acids. Gene Ontology annotation, biological process: purine ribonucleoside salvage; guanine salvage; hypoxanthine metabolic process. The transcript has 9 exons. NCBI's taxonomy places the organism in Eukaryota, Metazoa, Chordata, Actinopteri, Perciformes, Serranidae. The record is from RefSeq and is a predicted model, not a curated record. Gene Ontology annotation, molecular function: magnesium ion binding; hypoxanthine phosphoribosyltransferase activity.